AUGUCCACCUCUGCAAAAUGGCUGCAAAAUGCAGCAAAAAUCAACGCCAUCAAAGUGAAGUAUGUGGCUUGUCCCAACCAAGAAGUCGGAGUAAUAGUUGCUAAGGUGAAUCCUGCUGAUCUCAAAACGAUCGGUGUGGUGAGCAGCUCCAGUGGGACCGAUACCUCCGGUGAGAAGAGGAUUCUCCCCACAUUCAACUCCACCAUUACUGCCUUAGGGCUUUUCCGAUCCCUUUUCAAGAGAGGAUUCAAGGAAACAGUGCUUGCAUUUGCUGAAAAUGAAGAUGCUAAGUGGAACAGACCUAAGGGGUGUGGAUUCACAGAAGUGGAACAGCGAACCCUUCAAGAGUGCAGAAGAUUGUUAGAGAAGCGGGUUAAGCCAGACUUGAGCACCCAACUGGGACCAAGACCGACGGCUCCACCCGUCAUCAAGAGCCGCUCCGGCACCGGAGGCGAGGAUGCUAAGAAACCAGAGAAUGGCAAUGGACGUGAGAAUGGAGUUGUUGCCAAACCCAGCCUGGAAGGAGCUAACGGUGGCGGCGGCGGCGGUCAUAAUGGAAAGCAUUCUGGAGGUGGCAAUGGUAGUAAUGGAAAGCAUUCUGAAGGUGGCACUGGUGGGAAGCCAGAUGGUGGAGUUGCUGGUGAUGAAGGAGGAAACGGUGCUGUUGCAACGGAGGGGGCUGGAGAAGGUGGAAUUCUUGAGAAGCUUCUGGAAAAGCUUCAUGAUAUAUUUGGUUAA
This is a messenger RNA of Prunus armeniaca (apricot), 738 nucleotides long. The record is from the annotation of a GenBank genome assembly. Lineage: Eukaryota; Viridiplantae; Streptophyta; Magnoliopsida; Rosales; Rosaceae.